AUGAGCGCAGAAAGGAGCAACAUGUCCGCCGUGCAGCUGCUUCGGGUGUCGGUACAUGAGCGGAUCAGCGCUGCCGCUGAAGACUUUCUGCUGCAGGUGGAGGAAGGAGGAGGAAAGGCUCAAGUCCCGGAGCUGAGAGCGAUGCUCACCGAGCGGCUAACGGCGGCGGCUGAGGAGAUCCUCGCGGUGCUUGAGGAAACCGUGGCCGAGUACGAGGACCGAGUGGAGCAGUCCGAGCUGGAGAUCUGCCGCCAGAGGAGGCUGCUCGAUGCCGUGAUGCAGCCCGAAGUCCGGCUGGACAGAUCAGACAUCUUAGAGCUGGUGGUGAGUAAAGAAGAGGUUCCCUGGGAGCAGCAGCAGUGGAGCCCACUUGUGGACCAGGAGGACCCAGAGCCCCCCCACAUUAAAGAGGAACUGGAGGAACCGUGGACCAAUCAGAAGGGAGAGCAGCUUAAACAACUGGAGGAGGCUAAUAGGAAGUUCACAUUGACUCCUGUCGCUGUGAAGAGUGAAGAAGAAGAAGAGAAACCUCAGUUGACACAGCUUCAUCAGAGUCAGACUGAGGAGAACAGAGCAGACUGUGGAGGCCCAGAACCAGCCAGGAGCUCGGGUCCUGAUGGACAUUUACAACCAGGUCCGGAGGACAAGACUGAAGACUCUUUUGAGACUGAAGACAGUGAGGAUGAUUGGAUUCCGAACAGUGAACCUGGGCCUGGCUUAAAUAUAAGAAAGAACAAACAGCCUCUAAGUGAUAGAUGUACAACUGAUAGGAAACCCUUUAGUUGCUCUGAGUGUGCUAUAAGAUUUUGUCAUAAGAGUGCUCUUACUGAACAUAGUAGAACUCAUACAGGAGAGAAACCAUUUUGUUGCACCCAGUGUGGUAAAAGAUUUAGUCGUAAGAGCACUCUUACUAUACAUAGGAGAACUCAUACAGGAGAAAAACCAUUUAGUUGCUCUCAGUGUAGUAAAAGAUUUAGUCAUAAGAGCACUCUUAAAGUACAUAUGACAAUUCAUACAGGAGAGAAACCAUUUAGUUGCUCUCAAUGUGAUAAAGUAUUUAGCCAAAGUGGCCAUUUAACUACACACAUGAGAAGUCAUUCAGGAGAGACGCCCUUUGAUUCAGUGGUUCUCAGACUUUUUCUGGGAUUAGUGCAGUUCAUCAGCUGUUUCUGCUGCCUGGCCGUCAUCAUCAGCGCAGAAAGAUGUCUCAGGUCCGAUUGGUGGUUACACAAGGGAAGCCUCAGGAUACAGGACCAGUCUUUUCUGUUACGGCCCCAGUGGAAGUCUGCUCAGAGCGUCCGCAUUCGUGUGGUCUCGGCCUGCCUUGUAGACAAUUGUAUGUGUACGGCGCUCUUUGUUAAGGCCUCUGCCUUCGCCUCUCUGACCCUUGUGCAGCUGCUGCGGGUGUCGGUACAUGAGCGGAUCAGCGCUGCCGCUGAAGACUUCCUGCUGCAGGUGGAGAAAGAAGGAGGAAAGGCUGAAGUCCCGGAGCUGAGAGCGAUGCUCACCGAGCGGCUAAUGGCGGCGGCUGAGGAGAUCCUCGCAGUGCUUGAGGAAACCGUGGCCGAGUACGAGGACCGAGUGGAGCAGUCCGAGCUGGAGAUCUGCCGCCAGAGGAGGCUGCUCGAUGCCGUGAUGCAGCCCGAAGUCCGGCUGCACAGAGCAGAUAUCUUGCAAGUGGUGGUGAUUAAAGAAGAGGUUCCCUCUGAGCAGCAGCAGUGGAGCCCACUUGUGGACCAGGAGGACCCAGAGCCCCCCCACAUUAAAGAGGAAGUGGAUAUACUGUGGACCAAUCAGAAGGGAGUGCAGCUUCAACAACUGGACCAGGCUGAUAUGAAGUUCACAUUGACUCCUGUCGCUGUGAAGAGUGAAGAAGACGAAGAGAAACCUCAGUGGACACAGCUUCAUCAGAGUCAGACUGAGGAGAACAGAGCAGACUGUGGAGGCCCAGAACCAGCCAGGAGCUCAGGUCCUGAUGGACAUUUACAACCAGGUCCUGAGGACAAGACUGAAGUCAGGGAUGAUGUUUGGAUUCCGACCAGGGAACCUGGGCCUGGCUUAAGUAUAAGAAAUAACAAACAGCCUCUAAGUGAUAUGAGAUGUAAAACUGAUAAGAAACCCUUUAGUUGCUCUGAGUGUGGUAAAAUAUAUAGUUAUAAGAGCGAUCUUACUGUACAUAUUAGAACUCAUACAGGAGAGAAACCAUUUUGUUGCACUCAGUGUGAUAAAAGAUAUUUCCAAAGUGGUCAUUUAAUUAAUCAUAUGAGAAUUCAUUCAGAAAAGAAACCCUUUAGUUGCGCCCAGUGUGGUGAGACAUUUAGACGAAAAGUCUUAUUAACUCGUCAUAAGUGGAGUCAUAUAGCCCCUAAGGUGAACCCUGUUAUAGUUCUUGCUCCACAGUGCGGCAUCUACACAAUCUUUAGCUCAUAAAAAAGAACGAGUUUUGCUAAGCUACCAAAACAAAGUUUGUCGCUGAAAUUCCUGUUGAUUGUCGAUGCGUCUAUGUUAUAUAUAUAACUAGCUUCUUCAGAGCGUAAUAGGAUUUUGGUCGCAAGUGGUGGCACGGUUCGACACGUGAUUGUUCUACACCAAUGAGGCAAGAUGGCGGCUCACCAUGGUUAGAUUCAAUGUUUUUUUUCAUUCUUUCCUUAAAAUGUUCAUCUGCUGUCAUCUAUCAUUAGUCCAAAACAACUUUAUGAUUUAUGGCAUGAUGAUUUCAGCUACCAGAGGAGAAAACGGCAGGGAAAUAUUCCAUAUGCCAAGUCAAGUGAGCUGACAUAGAGCGAGAAAAAGAAACAGAGAGAGAAAUGGAGGGCUUCAUCCAGUGCGUACAGGGAAAGGACAAAUAUGGGAAACGCUUUGCUAGACCUUACGCCGCCAUCAAUGGAGAAAAUUCCACUAGAACUGGUUGAUGUGGAUGUAGUACAAGAGCAUCCAGAAAAUGCAGGUCAAGCUGUGGUAGACCCCAUACCCCUAAAUGAUGAAUUUAAUCCACCAGUGUCCUCAACACCAGAGAGAAAGCGAAGGAAGACAUCUUCAGCAGAGACGUAUGGCAAAAAGACUGCAGAAAGACAAUUGUAAAAUGAAAAAGCAGGUCUUACAUCUGAGGAAACAGAUGGCAGAAAUGAGAAAACGCAAUGUGAUUGUAACCUAUGAUGAGCUUCCAUAUGUAGGCCAGGUCCUUGAAGUUGUGGGAGAGGAAGUCCAGGUUAGCUCCAUGUGUCAGUCUGGUGAAAAUAACUUAUUUAUCUGGCCACAAACUCCAGAUGUAAUUUUCUAUGAUAAGCAAAAUGUCCAAGCUGUUAUUUCAGGUUAGCUCCAUGUGUCAGUAUGGUGAAAAUAACUUAUUUAUCUGGCCACAAACUCCAGAUGUAAUUUUCUAUGAUAAGCAAAAUGUCCAAGCUGUUAUUUCAGAACCUGAGCCAGCAACCUCACACUGCUCUAGGUUGGGCAUCCAAGAUUGGGCAAAGUUCAAAAAGGUCUGGGGUUAAAGAAAUGCCUGCAAUUUAAACCAAGUGCAUCACAUUUACAGGUCAAGUUAAAUGAAAUGUUUGUUCACAGCAAUGUGUGUUGCACUUAAAUGUUUGUGAGUUUUUGUUAAAGAAAAAUGUAUAUAUAAUGUU
Molecule: messenger RNA, 3623 nt
Organism: Limanda limanda (common dab)
Lineage: Eukaryota; Metazoa; Chordata; Actinopteri; Pleuronectiformes; Pleuronectidae
Product: zinc finger protein Xfin-like
Exons: 9
Coding region: 1-2430 (809 amino acids)
Biological process (GO): regulation of transcription by RNA polymerase II
Molecular function (GO): RNA polymerase II cis-regulatory region sequence-specific DNA binding; DNA-binding transcription factor activity
Source: RefSeq, a predicted model, not a curated record